UGCUUAGACUCAGACUGUGGUGAGGUGGGGGGUUGGGGGUCUUUGCUUUAGAUCCUGUUGAGUUCAGCAGCUCUGCAGCUCUGGUUUAUGCUUCUCUAAACAGAGAGCGCGAUGGGAAGGGAGUGUAUUUGUUGGCGUUUCACAGGGUGACCAUGUCGAUAUGUACGUUAGAGUUGGGCUGACCACCUUGGACAGCCCCUUCCUGACAGCCUCACUGUUCACACAGAGACAGGAAGUCGAGACGGAGAGAAGGACCAGCCAGAAAGAGAAAACUUGCUGGUGCUGGUAAAAUUGCUUUUGUGGGCUUUUCUUCAGCUGAUCGCCGUUAAAGAGAGAACUCAGUUCCUUUCUUCAAAACAGGAGGUGAAAAGGAGCGAGAGACGGAGAUGGACAAGCUCUUCUGUCCCAAACAGGAUUUCUGUAUGAGGGACGACCAAGUCUGGACUAUGAGAAAAACAGAACAAUGAGAAAAACAGCUGUAACCCAGAAGAACACAGCUGCUACCAGAAACUGCAGAACGUCCAACGGGGUCACCCAGAGGUGGUUAUAAAUCUGUGGAUUGCUGCUCUUCUGAUUCCUCAUUAUGCACCAUGCUCUCCUCAGCACCAACCACAGCUUCUCCUAUCCUCAAAAAGCCCACCUCGCCCACCUCCCUGCUGCCCAACAUCUCUGCCUCACCACCUGACACAUCACCGUCGCCACUUGUGGACAUUUCCGUUGACUCCAAUUCCAGUUCUGUGCUUGCAAAUCCUCCUUGCAGCUGGAAAACUGUAUCUCCGGCUCUGAGCCCAAAACACUUUCCACCAUCUCCCACCCACAAACCCAAACCCAUGUCUCCUCCUCAGGGACCUAAGCCCACCUGCCCACCGCUCCCCACCCAGCAGCCAUCAGCCCUCCCCAAAGGGUCCUCCAGACCCCCACCACGCCCAGCUUCUAAACCGUCUUCCCCAGCGCUGCCCAGACCCCCACUACCACCACUGGUCGCAAAGGUCUCCUUCCCACCAGUUCCAGCUGACCAGCCUCAGAAACCAGCCCCUCCCAGUAUAAGCAUCCUGGACAAGCUGAUCAAGACAUGUCCGGUGUGGCUGCAGCUGGGAAUGAGCCAGGACAGGGCUGUUAAUAUACUCAACAAGGAGUCGCCUGGGAUUUUCGUUGUGAGGAGGGACAUCGGACAGAAGCUGAUGAUCAUGACAGUGCGUCUGCCUGACCAGCAGGGGGAGUCGCAGGUCCAGGAGCUCAACAUAAAAGAAGAAAAGUCCUUACUUUAUCUGGAAGGCUCUGUUUUGGUCUUUGACAACAUCUUUAAACUCAUUGCAUUUUACUGCGUCAGCCGGGAUAUCCUCCCUUUCACCCUGAAGUUACCUCAGGCCAUUUUGUGGGCGAGUAAAUAUGAAGACAUGGAGGUGAUCUCUACACUUGGCAUAGAGUUCUGGAGCUCAACGUUGAACAGCCACGCUCAGGACAGGUUUGGUAAAAAUGUGUCCGGCGGUAGCGCUCAGGACGCCACAGACCACAGUGGCUCCUGCGAGAUACAGUUGUCUGCUGGCAGUGAUCGUCUCUGGUACGUCAAUCCCGUUUUUAUUGAGGAAUACUGCAACAGUUUGCCAUCCAGUCCUCCUGUACCCAUCCUCAGGACUCAGAGCCUCAAUGCGCCCAUUCAGGCCCCGCCAAAAUACAAGAGGCCCCCGCCGCUGCCACCACGUCCCAUUAGUGUCUCUGAAGGAGCCCUGGCUCCGAUUUCCACGAAGCUGGCCAGAGAUGAGGUGACGUCAGAAGAGCCUCUGCUGAUCUCACUGAGCUCUUCUCCUCCUGUGGUGCAGAAAGAGGAAGGAAGCCAGCAUGUGUUCACAGAGAGGGAGGGAACUCCAGCGCCCAACACCGAAACAGAGACGACCAAACCAGACAAGGCACAGCCAAUUCAGAGCGAAGUGACGAAGCAGGUUAGUCGCACACCUUCUCACAGGAUUCCCCCAGUACCGCUUCGACGCCGGCUGUCGGAGAACCAGUCUGUAGGUGAAGAGAUUCAGCCAGAGCUUUCUAACAGCAGUGCCAGCUCCUCAGUGCCAGCGGAAGGGGAGGUGCCUGGAGCUCUUGUGGAACCUCUCAUCUGCCUGGAUGAUAACAUGGAACAAGUUGAAAAGCUUGUGGAUGCCUCUGAACAGCCCAUGGUUCUAAAGGAUGAAUGCCUGGUGGAUCACUCAAAGAUAUCGAAUGGAGCUUCUGCAGUGACCAUGCUGUCCACGGCUCAGGCAAAGAAGCCUCCUGCUCCAGUGCCGCCUCCUAGGAAAAAACGACUGUCCUGUGCUGUGACCAAAGCUUCAUCAGAGGCGGGUGAUGCUCCUAGGGCAACCAGCCAACAGCCCACCUCCUCCAGUCAACAGACUUCCAGCGCACCCACGUCAACCAACCGCUUGGUCUGCGUCAACACAGGCCACCCCAAAGUUCCUGACGUCUCGCUGUUCUCCCCUGAAGGGGGGGCUCCCCAGCCUGACCAUGAUUCCUACUCCACCAGCAGCACAGAGGAGGAGGCAGACACUACAGUGACAGGGGCUUUAGUGAAAAGGAGCCCCACCAUCAUGCUGGACAAAGCAAAACAGCGCCUUUCAAUGGUGAACUUCUCUACCGUCUUCACAAGCUUCAUGAGUGCCGACCGCAAACUCCAAAAACGAAUUGUGGAACUGGCUCGUGAUGGAAAUACCUACUUUGGGAACCUGGUGCAGGAUUACCGGGCCUACACACUGGACACCAUGCGCAGGCAUUCCACCAGCACCGAGAUGCUCCAGGAGAUCAGGCAGAUGAUGACCCAGCUAAAGAGCUACCUUAUUCAGAGCACCGAACUUCAAAAUCUGCAGGAGCCAGCCACAUACUCCGAGGAUAAGCUGGAAAUCAUCAUAGAGGCAGCGCUCUGCAAGAGCGUUCUGAAGCCUCUGAGAGAACCGAUCUACAACAGUCUGAAAGACAUCCACUCCCGUGCCGGCACUCUGAAAAGGCUGAAGGAGAACCAGCAGAUAGUGUUGGGCACCACCACCACAGAUCUGGGGGUGACCACCAGUGUUCCUGAUACACCCAUCAUGGAGAAGAUCCAGGUGAAGCUGGGGAACCUGCAUCAGGAUUAUUCCCCUCAGAAGAAGAUCGAUUUACUCCUUAAAACUUGCAAGAUCAUCUAUGAGUCCAUGUCUGUGGGCUGCCAAGGUAAAGCUCAUGGUGCUGAUGACUUCCUGCCGGUGCUGUUGUACGUUCUGGCUCGCUGCAACAUGGCGGCUCUGCUGCUGGACGUGGAGUAUAUGAUGGAACUAAUGGAUCCUGCACUCCAGCUUGGAGAAGGCUCCUACUAUCUCACCACGACAUACGGAGCUCUGGAGCACAUUAAGAACUACGAUAAGCAGGCCAUGACCAGACAGCUGAGUCUGGAAAUCCAGGAUUCUAUUCACCGCUGGGAGCGUCGCCGCACUCUCAAUAAAGCCAGAGCCUCACGCUCCUCCGUACAGGACUUCAUCAACGUCUCCUUCCUGGAGGCCGGGUCCAACACUAAGACUCUGGGAGUGCGUCCCAACACCACGGCUCAGGACCUGGCGUCGCAGUGUGCGGAUAAGUUCGAGGUGCUGGAACCGGACUCCUACUGUCUGACCGUGUUGGUGGAUGGUCACUACCAGUCUCUGACCCCUGAGGAGUUCCCCCUCGCCAUCAAAUCCAGCCUACAUCACAGCGAGCCGCGGAAAGAGUAUUACUUUGUGUACCGGCAUGGACUCUGGCCGGGAUUGGACUCUGGCGACCUGGAAUUGCCUAGUCAUGAACCUGAAGGACACCAGGAGGACAGCUUAAUCUGAAAACAAAUUAAUUAAUAGCAGUGGAUGAAAAAUUGGCCUUUUUUCACAGGUUUAAAAAAAAACUCUUUAUUGUCAAAGGUAAAACUGUUUAAGAUUAUUUCCGUAUUUUUCUCAUUAUAAGGUGUAUCGGAUUAUAAGACGCAUUUUAGCAGGCCGAUAAUACUCACCUCUGAGCGGUGAAAGAGCUAGCACUUAGUGUGGUUAGCGUCUAAUGCUAAUACUGCUUCAGCAGUGCUACAGGCCGAUAAUACUCACAACUGAACGGCAAACAAGCCAGCACUUAGCAGAUAAUGCUAGCACUUAGCUAAUACUGCUCCAGUUUUUGCGCUGAAGAACUAAACUGAAAGUGGCUUUACCGCUCUUUACAAUCUGACUGGUAAAAUUUAUACAUAAGGCGCACUGACAUUUUUGGGGGAAAAUGAAAGGAUUUUCUAUAAAUCCUGCGCCUUAUAUUGACACAACAGGGGUCCCUUCAGUGUGAGCUGGUAGACUCAUAGUUAGUAUAGAGAUACCUGUUCUUUUGAAAUGCAGUAGCAUAGGCAGUGCAGUGCCGUUUAGAGCAGCAAAAAACAGACAUGAAUAUUUAUGCAGUCUCUUUAUGAAUUUCAAUAUAAUUUUUUUUAAAUUUACAUUACAUUGUUGAAAUCAGUUUUCUCUUUGACAUUCAGGAGUUUUUUUUAGAAAUUCCUUUAAAAAUAUAAAAUAAUAUUGAACCCAAUUCCAUUUAGAAAUGCAAUAAAAUAAUUAUUGCCAUUACAGCAUAUGACCUGCUGAAAGAGAACAUCACCAGAACUGAAUAAACAUAAUCUCUGUACAGUUUGGACUGAUCCCAGUCCCAGAGUGAGCAGUGAUCAGUGGUAACUACUCUAGAUCUGGGAAAUCAAUGUUCAUGUACACAUUUAUUUGCCUUUAGUUUGCAUAUGUUUUGUAUUUUUAUAUCUUAUAUUGCAUAUAUUUGUACCUAAUAAAUUGUACAGCUUGUA
Astyanax mexicanus (Mexican tetra) is the source of this 4810-nucleotide messenger RNA. It is a transcript of the gene rin3, whose product is annotated as Ras and Rab interactor 3. Gene Ontology annotation, cellular component: cytosol; endocytic vesicle. The coding region runs from base 591 to 3827 and encodes 1078 amino acids. The record is from RefSeq and is a predicted model, not a curated record. Gene Ontology annotation, molecular function: small GTPase binding; guanyl-nucleotide exchange factor activity. The transcript is spliced from 10 exons. Lineage: Eukaryota; Metazoa; Chordata; Actinopteri; Characiformes; Acestrorhamphidae. Gene Ontology annotation, biological process: vesicle-mediated transport; signal transduction.